GUGAUGUAGUUCUUAUCAAGCCCCCCUUGUGUUGUUGUGACAGCGCUGAUAUUGUUUAUUGAGGUGGGUGUCAGGUAUAAUUAGCAAUCGAUACGGGGAACGUUUGCCACGGCUGUGACGUCACGGCCGAUUAAGGUUUCUUAUUGGCCCCAAAUUCCCCAAGCCUGGGCUAAUUAUUGGGAGCUUGAUGUUGAUAAAGUAAAGCGGAUCGUGGGCUGGCAGCAUGUCUCCUCGUCACUGCUCCCUGCCACUGUAUGCUUUGUAGGGUCCCAGCAGCAGCAGCAGCUCUACCCUGGGAGAUGAUGGAGAGUCGGAUUCUGGAGCACCCUCAUGCCCUGUUUGGAGGCUCCAUGAGUGGCAUGGUGAGCUUCCCUUACCCACUCGGCCACCACCAUGUGUAUGAGUUAGCCAGUCACCAGCUCCAGUCUGCUGCAGCCGCCGUGCCCUUCUCUAUAGACGGAUUACUCAAUGGCUCCUGCACUGCUUCUGUUGUCAACCCGACCCCCCUCAUGCACUCUGGAUGUGGCCUCGGUGGUGACAGUCAUCAGUACAAACUGUCAGACUCAGGAGACCCGGACAAGGAGAGCCCGGGCUGUAAGAGAAGAAGAACCCGGACCAACUUCACUGGCUGGCAGUUGGAGGAGCUGGAGAAGGCUUUCAACGAGAGUCACUAUCCGGAUGUGUUUAUGAGGGAGGCCCUGGCUUUGAGGCUGGACCUAGUGGAGUCCCGAGUUCAGGUACAAUCAUCUCCUUUACCUAUGUAUGCUCUUUAUUCCUUAUACAUAGAAUAACAAGCCCAAAUGUUCCCCUAUAAUCCACGCCGUAAUAGCGUUUUAAUUAGACAACAAUCUCCUUGCUGUGGCAUCUUGAUUUGCAUAUCCAUAACCCCUUUGUGUAAUGUGCUUCCAAUAAACCCAGCGAUAUCAUCGAGCUUGUCGUACAGAUGUCUUCCGUUUGAGUUAUUAACUUCCAUGAAUUAUUUAUAUUUACAUGUUUAUGGAAAACAAGAGGCCAUAACUAUGAUCAUCGUGCGAAACAAUAGCUCUCUCUCUCUCUACACAGUCAAUACAUAAUUAAUACAAGCAGGGUUAAUGUCAUUAUUUUUUAGAAUUCUGAUGCAGAAUAAUCAGUGGCAUCCCUUUACACGAAAAAUCCUAUUUUUAAACAUAUUAUUAUUAUUAUUAUUAUAUAUAUAUAUAUAUAUAUAUAUAUAUAUAUAUAUUAAACAUUAAAAAAUAAUAUAUAUAUAUAAUAUUUAAAAUAUGUUUAAAAAUAGGAGUUUUCGUGUAAAGGGAAGCCACUGAUUUUAUAUAUAUUACGCCUAUAUAUAUAUAUAUAUAUAUAUAUAUAUAUAGGCGUAAAAACAACUUUCAGAAAGGAAUCCAAUCAAUGUAUUUCGUAAGGGAUAAUGAAAUAAAAUCUAAUUUUUAAUUUUAGACCCUACUAGAAAAUAAAAUUAGUUAACGUUAAAUAUUUAAAUUGGUGUUUAAUUUUACGUUUUCUUUGGAAGACGCCAAAUAACCCAGACACAACUGCUUGUGUGUUUUCUAAAUCUAAAUAAUAAUAAUUAUUAAAAAAAAGUCAGAAUGGAGGGAAUAAAAGGCGUGAGGCGAUCACAUAAUUAAGACCCUGGAGGUGUGGAAUUUAUUAUGGAGAAGUGUAUUGCAGAAUAUUAUUAAAGCAUUGGCUUUGUUUCGCUGGGUAUUUACCAAAUGCUCUCUCUCUCCCCCCUUGUGAAGCCUUCUGGUCUGGAAACCCUUUUAUCCAAUUUGUUCUGAGAUUGUUAAGUGAAGGCGAGACCCAGCUUCACCCUCUAAUACCAUAAUGAGUAAUUCUCAGUGGUCACACCGCCUGGAAUUAACACAAAGGAAAGAAUUACAGGGGCGAAAACACAGGCAGGUUAAAGCAAGUCAUCCCACUUAAUGUUUUAAAUCCUAGCUGUGUACAGAAUACUCUUAUUAAAGUAUAUCACCACCUAAAAAAACAGUUUUGCAUAGGGAAACAUGCAACAUUCUAAUAUACCAUAAUCC
Messenger RNA from Xenopus laevis (African clawed frog), 2030 nucleotides. RefSeq names its product UNC homeobox L homeolog (gene uncx.S). Gene Ontology annotation, molecular function: DNA binding; sequence-specific double-stranded DNA binding. Gene Ontology annotation, cellular component: nucleus. Gene Ontology annotation, biological process: regulation of gene expression. NCBI's taxonomy places the organism in Eukaryota, Metazoa, Chordata, Amphibia, Anura, Pipidae. The record is from RefSeq and is marked validated.